AUGGCUGUAAUGAGAUUCAUUAUCUUGGCACAAUCUCUGCUCUGGUCUCUAGCCUUUGCUGAUGCGUCGAACCUAAACCCCAAAGGUGAGGGCUGUGUCGACCCAAGUGGCUAUCUCCAAUGUUACGAGAACAAUGUGAACACGCUUGCAACAUGCAUGACUGAUGCGAAGGAUACUUGCGAGGGGGAUGUGUACUCAACAUGUGUACUGGCCUGCGGAAAUGCUCAGUUGGCUGCCAAUAUUGGCUGUUGGUUGAGCAGUUGCUGGAAUGAGGUCUAUUCAUGCGCAUACCAAGAGACGGCCCUCCAAUACCUCACUGGUGCAGAUCGGAACCAAGGCUCCCAAAUCCCUUACUAUCCUGCACCGGAUAAUGCGCCUGGUGGAUGCGGCUAUCUUUGGGGCAACUUCACCGAAACCUAUGCCCUCAAUGCGCCUUGCCAGAAAUAUGCCUCCGAUGGUUCUGUUUCCGAGACGGCUAGCUGCCAGUGCUGCUGGGAUUCAUCCUUCUUGUCUGAGUUUAUCGAAUGGUGUCCCAACAACGAUCUCUCCAUUAUUGAUAUCGACCUAAUGGUCCAAACCUUCCAGCUUGGCUAUAACGAGUCGGCUUCUGAUCAGUGCUCUAUUCUUUCUGAUCCUAGCGAAUGCGUCGCCUCUUUCUCCUUGGACACUGGCGCGUCUACGUGGUACAAUCCAGGCCAACUUCCCUCGGGCUUUCCUAGAACAGCACCUCUCUCAGAUACUACUGAUGCCGGAAGCCUUACCAUACCUCCAGAUCCGUAUACAUUCUCGAUCUUCCCAAGCUAUGUCACCGUCAUCACCCCAGCUCCAUACAACAAGAAAAAUGUGAAGCCAACAAACUCGGGAACUGCUGCUGGAACCAUUGCUGGAGCCACUGCUGGGACCGCUGCUGGGACCGCUGCUGGUACUGCUACGGAAAAGAGCACUUCUUCACCUAGUACGGGAGCUGCGAAGAACCUCGUAUCGCCUGUUAGCGCCGAUUUUGGUGUCUGGGGUCUAGCCAUGUACACAAUGGUCUGCGCUCUCCUUGGUGCAGCGUUGAUUGCAUAG
Penicillium vulpinum is the source of this 1068-nucleotide messenger RNA. RefSeq lists its product as uncharacterized. The transcript is spliced from 4 exons. The record is from RefSeq and is a predicted model, not a curated record. NCBI's taxonomy places the organism in Eukaryota, Fungi, Ascomycota, Eurotiomycetes, Eurotiales, Aspergillaceae. The coding region runs from base 1 to 1068 and encodes 355 amino acids.